Macrosteles quadrilineatus (aster leafhopper) is the source of this 748-nucleotide messenger RNA. RefSeq lists its product as uncharacterized. The transcript is spliced from 3 exons. Lineage: Eukaryota; Metazoa; Arthropoda; Insecta; Hemiptera; Cicadellidae. The record is from RefSeq and is a predicted model, not a curated record. Bases 97 to 687 code for a protein of 196 amino acids.
UAUUUUUAAAACGUUACAUCAAACAUAACCUAAUCACAACAUACAUAUUACACUUCCAGUCUAAAUUAUUCGUGAUUAUUUCAACACUUUAUAAAAAUGGGGAGUAAAUCUGCAAUCGCUAUCGCAGAGAUUCGAGCACAAGCUGUUGCAAAGGAAAUUGAAAGAAAACAGAAUCUCAUGAGGUUAAAAUGGUUCGAAGAGAAUUACGAGAGAGUAUAUUUAAAUCCAUCACUACCACCUGAGAAAGUACCUAAGAAAGCUGCUAUUUUGUAUGAGGAGCUGAGAAAUCGGAGAAAGGAAAGGUUUAAAACAGAUAGAGAAAUAAGAGCUAAAGGCUUAGCACAGCCAAAAUUUGAAGAGGAGAAAAAGGAAGUGAUUUUAGACCCAAUGUAUCCUGUCGCAAAAGAAGUCAAAGAUACGCUCUACAAAGGAGUGAGCCAUGACGAGGAGGGCCGCUACAAGUAUCUCACGCUGCGCAACAAGUUGGCCCCGUAUGACAAGUUCCGCCACAAAGAUACGUCAGGCUGGGAUUACGGUUGGCAGAUGCACGAAACUGCGACACCUCCAUGUAAACUGUACAAUAUCAGGAGUUGCUGGCAUCGUCGAAUGAACGGAGCUCUCAAGACUGACGAUCUUCAGAGACGACCUCCCAACCCUUCUGGACACAUCUCCUUCCCUUUCUUGUGAAACAACUUUUAAUCGAUAGUACUAUUCAUAAACAUGUUUGUAGCUACGUAAAAGUAUAUUG